ACGACAAUUCGACGCUCCGUUUUGCCGUGAAGGACGGACAAACAAACAGACACACACACUUUCCAAUUUACCUCUAUAAUAUUAUUAUGGAUUUAUUACAUAGGUUUUAUGUGAUGAGAAUUGUGUGUACUACGCAACCUUAAAUUACACUACACUAAACGAAAUAUGAAAACAUUAAAAUGUAUCAAAACGGUACACCUAACUGUAGUAUAAAAAAAGCAGUGUACCGUGAUCGUCACCCACGAUAGUUCUCUUGGGGCCAGUGUGGCGCGCGCCUUACCGCGGAUACGGUACAUUGACACGUUAGUCGGCAGUCGCUCGGUAGUCGGCGCCCGCGCCCGCCGCCGCCGUCCCGCGCCGCCGUCCCCAUGCUGCACGCCGACGACGCCGACGCCAUGGUCACCAAGAAGAAGUCCAAGAUCCCGUGUCUGUCGCUCGCCUCCUUCCUGCCCGCGCUCGAGGGUACUGUCCUGUCCUGUCCCGACCCGUGACCUCCACGGCGGCCUCGCCAGCGUUCACUCUUGCACUCACUUUCUUGUCUCGAUCAGGUGUAAUGUAAACGUUUGUGUAACACGCGAGUGUUUGUGGUCUCGAGUGUUUAAUGUCCUCAUUUUACUCGACUCCAUUACCACUACUUUAGGAAAUUAAAAUCGCGAGAGUAACGCGUUAAAACCGUGAAAGUUUCAAUCAGUGUUUCGCGUUAGGAAACUUAAUAUAGCGGUCGCUUUUAAUAACAUUUUUUGCCUCAAGUUAAUCGGUCGAUGUACGUGUCUGGAAAGUGCUGGUGUUGAUGUUGUUUUGUUGUUCGUCUGUGCUUGCGUCACGGCCGCGGCCGGGUGUAUGCGGUGACCGCAGCGGUCACGAUGCCCGGGGGAGGCGGCGCGCCUCCCGGCACGCCCUCAGCCAAGCUUAAAGAAAAACAAAAAAAAGUUGUGGUUGCCCUAUACCCGUUCAAGGCAAUCGAAAGCGGGGACCUCUCCUUAGAAAAGGGAGCGGAGUACGAAGUGAUCGAUGACUCGCAAGAACAUUGGUGGAAAGUGAAAGACGAGAAUGGGGCCGUUGGAUUCAUCCCUAGCAAUUACGUGAAAGAAAAAGAAACAUUAGGACUACAGAAAUACGAGUGGUACGUGGGCGAGAUGUCGCGGCAGCGCGCCGAGUCGCUGCUGAAGCAGGAGGACAAGGAGGGCUGCUUCGUCGUGCGCAACUCCUCCACCAAGGGCAUGUACACGCUGUCGCUCUACACCAAAGUAAACCACGCGCAAACGAAGCACUACCACAUAAAGCAGAACAGCCGCGGCGACUUCUACCUCUCGGACAAGCACUGCUGCGCGUCCAUCCCCGAGCUCAUCAACUACCACAAGCACAACAGCGGCGGGCUCUGCUCCCGGCUCAAGGCCACGCCCUGCGACCGGCCCGCGCCGCCCACCGCCGGGCUCAGCCACGACAAGUGGGAGAUCGACCCCUCGGAGCUGGUGCUGCUGGAGGAGCUGGGCGCCGGGCAGUUCGGCGUGGUGCGGCGCGGCAAGUGGCGCGGCCGCAUCGACACCGCCGUCAAGAUGAUGAAGGAGGGCACCAUGUCCGAGGACGACUUCAUCGAGGAGGCCAAGGUCAUGACUAAACUGCAGCAUCAGAACCUGGUGCAGCUGUACGGCGUGUGCUCGAAGCGGCGGCCCAUCUACAUCGUGACCGAGUACAUGCGCCACGGCUCCCUGUUCAACUACCUGCGCCGCACCGCGCCCGACCUGCUGCCCGCCGCCGUGCUGCUGGACAUGUGCAUACAGGUACCAGUGCCCGACACCUGCUCCACCACCUGCUGCCGCCGCCGUGCUGCUGGACAUGUGCAUACAGGUACCAGUGCCCGACACCUGCUCCACCACCUGCUGCCGCCGCCGUGCUGCUGGACAUGUGCAUACAGGUACCAGUGCCCGACACCUGCUCCACCACCUGCUGCCGCCGCCGUGCUGCUGGACAUGUGCAUACAGGUACCAGUGCCCGACACCUGCUCCACCACCUGCUGCCGCCGCCGUGCUGCUGGACAUGUGCAUACAGGUACCAGUGCCCGACACCUGCUCCACCACCUGCUGCCGCCGCCGUGCUGCUGGACAUGUGCAUACAGGUACCAGUGCCCGACACCUGCUCCACCACCUGCUGCCGCCGCCGUGCUGCUGGACAUGUGCAUACAGGUACCAGUGCCCGACACCUGCUCCACCACCUGCUGCCGCCGCCGUGCUGCUGGACAUGUGCAUACAGGUACCAGUGCCCGACACCUGCUCCACCACCUGCUGCCGCCGCCGUGCUGCUGGACAUGUGCAUACAGGUACCAGUGCCCGACACCUGCUCCACCACCUGCUGCCGCCGCCGUGCUGCUGGACAUGUGCAUACAGGUACCAGUGCCCGACACCUGCUCCACCACCUGCUGCCGCCGCCGUGCUGCUGGACAUGUGCAUACAGGUACCAGUGCCCGACACCUGCUCCACCACCUGCUGCCGCCGCCGUGCUGCUGGACAUGUGCAUACAGGUACCAGUGCCCGACACCUGCUCCACCACCUGCUGCCGCCGCCGUGCUGCUGGACAUGUGCAUACAGGUACCAGUGCCCGACACCUGCUCCACCACCUGCUGCCGCCGCCGUGCUGCUGGACAUGUGCAUACAGGUACCAGUGCCCGACACCUGCUCCACCACCUGCUGCCGCCGCCGUGCUGCUGGACAUGUGCAUACAGGUACCAGUGCCCGACACCUGCUCCACCACCUGCUGCCGCCGCCGUGCUGCUGGACAUGUGCAUACAGGUACCAGUGCCCGACACCUGCUCCACCACCUGCUGCCGCCGCCGUGCUGCUGGACAUGUGCAUACAGGUACCAGUGCCCGACACCUGCUCCACCACCUGCUGCCGCCGCCGUGCUGCUGGACAUGUGCAUACAGGUACCAGUGCCCGACACCUGCUCCACCACCUGCUGCCGCCGCCGUGCUGCUGGACAUGUGCAUACAGGUACCAGUGCCCGACACCUGCUCCACCACCUGCUGCCGCCGCCGUGCUGCUGGACAUGUGCAUACAGGUACCAGUGCCCGACACCUGCUCCACCACCUGCUGCCGCCGCCGUGCUGCUGGACAUGUGCAUACAGGUACCAGUGCCCGACACCUGCUCCACCACCUGCUGCCGCCGCCGUGCUGCUGGACAUGUGCAUACAGGUACCAGUGCCCGACACCUGCUCCACCACCUGCUGCCGCCGCCGUGCUGCUGGACAUGUGCAUACAGGUACCAGUGCCCGACACCUGCUCCACCACCUGCUGCCGCCGCCGUGCUGCUGGACAUGUGCAUACAGGUACCAGUGCCCGACACCUGCUCCACCACCUGCUGCCGCCGCCGUGCUGCUGGACAUGUGCAUACAGGUGUGCAAAGGCAUGGCGUACCUGGAGAGGCACAACUACAUCCACCGGGACCUGGCCGCGAGGAACUGCCUCGUGGGAGACGAGAACGUCGUCAAGGUGGCGGACUUCGGGCUGGCGCGGUACGUGCUGGACGACCAGUACACGAGCUCGGGCGGCACCAAGUUCCCCAUCAAGUGGGCGCCGCCCGAGGUGCUCAACUACACGCGCUUCUCCUCCAAAUCAGACGUGUGGGCUUUCGGCGUUCUGAUGUGGGAGGUGUUCACGUGCGGCCAGGUGCCGUACGGGCGCAUGAAGAACACGCAGGUGGUGGAGAUGGUGCAGCGGGGACACCUGCUGGAGAAGCCCGACGGCUGCUCGCCCGUCAUCUACAACGUGAUGCGGGCGUGCUGGCGGGGCGUGCCGGACGAGCGGCCGUCGUUCCGUGCGCUGAACGCGGAGCUGGCCGGCGUGGCGCAGGCCGUGCUGGCCGACUGACUGCGCCUGCUGCGAGCGCUGCUGCGCCCGCCCGGCGCCGCCCCCUCGCCCUCGCCCUCGCCCUCGCCGGCCGC
Molecule: messenger RNA, 3937 nt
Organism: Leguminivora glycinivorella
Lineage: Eukaryota; Metazoa; Arthropoda; Insecta; Lepidoptera; Tortricidae
Gene: Btk29A
Product: tyrosine-protein kinase Btk29A
Exons: 14
Coding region: 864-3863 (999 amino acids)
Biological process (GO): intracellular signal transduction; peptidyl-tyrosine autophosphorylation
Molecular function (GO): non-membrane spanning protein tyrosine kinase activity; ATP binding; protein binding
Source: RefSeq, a predicted model, not a curated record